GGAGCUGCGUUCCCCGGAGCCUGGGCUUCCAGGACUGUAAUAUGGAUUAUGAAAACAGGACACAUGCCGCAGAGAACAAUACUGCCGCCGCUCGGAAUCCCGGUUUUCCACUGUGGGACGACUAUAAAAGCAGUGUAGAUGACUUACAGUACUUUCUGAUUGGACUCUAUACGUUUGUAAGUCUCCUUGGUUUUAUGGGAAACCUGCUUAUUUUAAUGGCUCUCAUGAGAAAGCGUAAUCAGACGACUAUCGUAAACUUCCUCAUAGGAAACCUGGCCUUCUCUGAUAUCUUGAUUGUGCUGUUUUGCUCCCCAUUCACAUUAACAUCUAUCUUGCUGGACCGGUGGAUGUUUGGUAAAGUCAUGUGCCAUAUAAUGCCUUUCCUUCAAUGUGUUUCGGUUUUGGUUUCAACGUUAAUUUUAAUAUCGAUUGCCACUGUCAGGUAUCAUAUGAUAAGGCAUCCUCUAUCUAAUAGUUUAACAGCAAAUCAUGGCUACUUCUUGAUAGCUACUGUCUGGAUGCUAGGCUUUGCAAUCUGCUCCCCUCUUCCAGUGUUUCACAGCCUUGUAGGCCUUCAGGAAACAUUUGGCUCAGAGUCCCUAAGCACCAGGUAUUUAUGUGUUGAGUCAUGGCCAUCUGAUUCAUACCGAGUUGCUUUUACUAUCUCGUUGCUGCUGGUUCAAUAUGUUUUGCCCUUAGUUUGUCUAACUGUAAGUCAUACCAGUGUCUGUAGAAGUAUAAGCUGUGGGUUGUCUGGUAAUGAAAACAGGCUAGAAGAAAAUGAGAUGAUCAACCUAACUCUCCAUCCAUCCAAAAAGAGCCGGCCUCAAGUGAGCCACGCCGGCAGCCAUAAGCAGAGUUACUCGUUCAUCAGAAAACACAGAAGAAGAUACAGCAAGAAGACAGCAUGUGUGCUACCUGCGCCAGCGAGACCUUCUCAAGACAACCAUGUAGGAGUGCUUCCAGAAAACUUUGGCUCUGUAAGAAAUCACUCUUCUUCCUCCAGGAAGGUCAUACCAGGUGUCCCCACCUGCUUUGAGAUGAAGCCUGAAGAAAACUCAGACACUCAUGAAAUGAGAGUCGGUCGUUCUGUCACACGAUUAAAAAAAAGAUCUCGAAGUGUGUUUUAUAGACUCACCAUCCUGAUAUUAGUGUUUGCUGUGAGCUGGAUGCCACUGCACCUUUUCCACGUGGUAACUGAUUUCAACGAUAACCUCAUUUCCAACAGGCAUUUCAAGUUGGUGUAUUGUGUUUGCCAUUUGUUAGGAAUGAUGUCCUGUUGUCUUAAUCCAAUUCUAUAUGGCUUUCUUAAUAAUGGAAUCAAAGCUGAUUUGAUGUCCCUUGUACACUGUCUUCAGAUGCCAUAAUUUUCAAUGUUUAUCAAGCAAAGAGCAAAUGCCAAGAGCCCCUGAAAUGUAUUCAGAAUAACCGUGUAUGUAUAAUUAAAAGAAAUGUUGUUAACGUGUGUAAUUUAAUUUAUGCAAAAAGGAUAAUGAUUUACAUUUGAAUGUAUCAGUUCAUAUUAUAUGGGAAAUAAUUUUAACAUGUUACAACAUCAGGAAUCCAGUUAGUUGUAUAGAGCCAGGGUCAAUCCAAUUUCUAAUUUCAUUUUAAAAGGUAGUUAUAGCAUUUUAAUGUUAUCUGUACCUUGUA
Molecule: messenger RNA, 1653 nt
Organism: Echinops telfairi (small Madagascar hedgehog)
Lineage: Eukaryota; Metazoa; Chordata; Mammalia; Afrosoricida; Tenrecidae
Gene: NPY5R
Product: neuropeptide Y receptor Y5
Exons: 2
Coding region: 42-1367 (441 amino acids)
Biological process (GO): G protein-coupled receptor signaling pathway
Cellular component (GO): plasma membrane; neuron projection
Molecular function (GO): neuropeptide binding; neuropeptide Y receptor activity
Source: RefSeq, a predicted model, not a curated record